Penaeus chinensis is the source of this 1745-nucleotide messenger RNA. RefSeq names its product zonadhesin-like. NCBI's taxonomy places the organism in Eukaryota, Metazoa, Arthropoda, Malacostraca, Decapoda, Penaeidae. The transcript is spliced from 2 exons. The coding region runs from base 20 to 901 and encodes 293 amino acids. The record is from RefSeq and is a predicted model, not a curated record.
UCCUUUAUUUAACUGGGACAUGCUCUGUAACAGAGUUUGGAAUAACCUCAAUCGCUUAUCUGAAAAAGUCGAAGACCUCCAGGAGCCUCUGGAGCACUACCUUUGGACACUGACUAACGGGGAGUCUCUUUUCCCUCUCCUUCGGGCGGGCACUGUAUCCCUGGGAUGUCUAGGUGCAUUGGUGUACGCAUUCUUCCUCAAGAGAGUGAAGUGUGCGCCGCGCUCAGAUGCCACCCCCGAGGUCGAUAAGGCCGUUAUUGUGGAACAAACACCUGUCCAAGAAGAAGAAGAAGAAGAGGUAGCUGCCCCUGUGGAACAAACAUCUGUCCAGGAAGAAGAGGUAGCUGCCCCUGUGGAACAAACAUCUGUCCAGGAAGAAGAGGUAGCUGCCCCUGUGGAACAAACAUCUGUCCAGGAAGAAGAGGUAGCUGCCCCUGUGGAACAAACAUCUGUCCAGGAAGAAGAGGUAGCUGCCCCUGUGGAACAAACAUCUGUCCAGGAAGAAGAGGUAGCUGCCCCUGUGGAACAAACAUCUGUCCAGGAAGAAGAGGUAGCUGCCCCUGUGGAACAAACAUCUGUCCAGGAAGAAGAGGUAGCUGCCCCUGUGGAACAAACAUCUGUCCAGGAAGAAGAGGUAGCUGCCCCUGUGGAACAAACAUCUGUCCAGGAAGAAGAGGUAGCUGCCCCUGUGGAACAAACAUCUGUCCAGGAAGAAGAGGUAGCUGCCCCUGUGGAACAAACAUCUGUCCAGGAAGAAGAGGUAGCUGCCCCUGUGGAACAAACAUCUGUCCAGGUAGAAGAGGUAGCUGCCCCUGUGGAACAAACGGCUGACAAGAAAAAAAAGAAAAAAGCUGACCAAAAGAAAAAGAAAGCUGAGAAGAAAAAUAAAAAGAACGCUUAGAAGGAGGAUAAAAAGAAAGCUGAGGAGGAAGAUAAGGAAGAAGAUUCUGAUGAAGAAAGCAUGGAAGAGAUACCGGUGGCGAAAGAUAAGGACGAGGUUAAUAACGAGGGAGAGCCCGAAAUGCAUCGUGUCAGGAAGGUCAAGCGCGGUCUAGUGAUCAUUUCUGAGAGUUUCCACGCCCUUGGUAUAAGCAAAGGCCUGUACUAGUACGAUUGCUUAGCUCAGAAAAAGAUCACCACUAAGAAGCACAAACUUAACUCCUGGUUCCCCGAGCGCGAUGGCCAUCUGAAGACCGUUAUCAGUUGCAUGCAAGAACUGUUCUUUGACAAGGCCGGCAAACCGAUUGUUCAAGAAAUCAUUAUUGGCGGCCCCGACCAAAUGAGGAUGUUGCUGCAGCAGCGGUUAACUAAAAAACUUUCAGAAAUCUUCAGCGAAUCUUUAGUCGUCGGUGGGCCUACAAAUAAGACAAUCUCGCAUAGGUUGCAGGAUAUUCUUGUUAAGUUAGAGGAUAGGCUGGCUAAUAAAAAGAAAAAGAAGCGAGAGUGAAAUGACCCUACAUUUUGGCACUGAUGUCUUGAUGUUGCAUCAGCAACAAUAGACUCCCUCUCACCACGCAGAUGAUGGAUCCAGAAUCGGUUUGGCACCAGUGGCGUCGCAGGAGUUGCCGGAACGAGGUCGCCUUUAACCACACACGGGCUGAAUUACAUGGCAGCAGUCAGAUACUACUAUCGUAUAUAUCAAAGUCAAACGCAGGUAUCGUAGUGGAAGACGCCGCCGUGGCAAAGAUGUUAAGCGCGCUGAACCGCGGUUGAUUAGGAAGGUCAUCCAAUUAGGCAAGGGUGGA